Knipowitschia caucasica is the source of this 924-nucleotide messenger RNA. The record is from the annotation of a GenBank genome assembly. NCBI's taxonomy places the organism in Eukaryota, Metazoa, Chordata, Actinopteri, Gobiiformes, Gobiidae.
AUGGAGGAGUUUCAGUCCUACUUCACGGAUGGCAUUCUGAGCAAGGAGCAGAUGCAGGAGCUGUACUUUUCCAUCGACCGGCAGCGCUCCGACAAUCUGGAUAUUGAUCAGCUCUCAGAGUACUUCAGUCCACACCUGGGGGAGUACGUCAACGUCCUCUCGGCUCUGGAGAAGCUCAACGUGGCCAUUCUGAAAGCCAUGGACAAAACUAAAGAGGAGUACCAGGGCUCGUCGGUGCUGGGGCAGUUUGUGACGCGCUUCCUCCUCAGAGAGACCUCCACUCAGCUCCAGUCUCUGCAGUCGUCCCUGGACUGUGCGGUGGACGCCGUGUUGGACCAGAGCGGCUCCGGGAGGAGGGUGCUGAGGAAACCUGAAGACCUGCCCCUCCCUAAGAGCUCCAAGCGCACAGGGAGACGCAUCCAGAAGAACAUGUGCCUGUCCCCCACUGACCCCUACUCUGGCAUGCUCACUACAGGGGUGAGUGUGGAGCCAGAAAACCCCUGGGGGUCUCAGAUGGAGCGCCUGGAGGAGCUGGUGGACAAACUGGACUGUGAGACACCACAACUGGAACCUCUGCAAGAAGACACAUUAGCCGGAACGUACAAAUCAAACAUGUUGCUGGUUCAGAGACAGAUGUCGGUGAAGGAGAAGGAGGUGGAGCCGUUUCAGGAAGCUCUUAAAAUCUACACAGACGCCACCAGCAACCAACCAGACAACCUGCACAUCUCGGUCCAGAACCUUCCGGACAGAUCCUGCUUCAUCAUGUACGAGUUCUGGCAGGACCGUCUCUCCUGGAUGAGCUACCUGCAGUCCCCCAUCAGUAAGACCUUCCAGCGCUGUGUGAUCGACUCGCUGGAGGAGCCCGAGAUGGUUUCCACGAUGCUGCUGCCAGCUUCUUGGUGGAUCAUGAACAACAACAACUGA